AUGCUUCGUAACAAGUCACAAGGACUUAACAUGCAUGUUAGCGAUUUCAUCUGUCAGUCAAUUGGACGUCUCAAACUUUCAGGGUACGAACGUUACAUAAACGGCCUGCUUCCUGAUGAUUCGGAUCUUAAACUUAAACAUACCGAAGCCUGUGUUAUUAUUUAUCCAGGUUCAAAUCGGGAUGGUUGGUGGACGUGCAAUGAUCUUAUUAAUCAACUAACUGAACGUGCUAUACCAAUAUUUGAACGAACGCACCCUAAUAAAAUAGCACUGUUUAUGUUUGAUAAUAGUAGUAAUCAUGGUGCGUUUGCUGAUGAUGCUUUAUUGGUUUCACGGAUAAACAUGGGUGAUGGUACUAAAAUGCCACUUCUUCGUGAUGGUACCAAGCCGGAUGGUUCUACACACGUGAUGACAUAUAUCGACGACAAAGGUCUUAUAAAACGGUGUAAUGCAUGCAAAAAAAAUAAGCCUGACCCGAAAAAUCCAAAAUGUUGUGCCACGCGUAUUCUUUCUGCUCAAUCCGAUUUUGCAUCACAACGAUCACGUAUACAAGAGGUAAUUGAAGCAGCCGGCCACAUGUGCAUCUUUUACCCUAAGUUCCAUUGUGAACUUAACUAUAUUGAAUCUUUUUGGGCUGAAGCAAAACGUGUUGCAAGGCUUAGUUGUGAUUACAGCUUUAGGGGUCUCAAAAGAACUGUUCCAAGAGCAUUAGAUUCCGUUGGUUUAAUAAAGAUUCGUCGCUUUGCUCGUCGUUCUGAACGCUUUAUGAGUGCCUAUAAACUUGGACUUUCCAGAAAGGCUGCUGCCUUUGCGGUAAAGAAAUAUCGUUCUCAUCGUCGAAUUCCGGAAAAAGUUCUUGAAGAAUUCGCACGUGACUAG
This is a messenger RNA of Racocetra persica, 879 nucleotides long. The record is from the annotation of a GenBank genome assembly. NCBI's taxonomy places the organism in Eukaryota, Fungi, Glomeromycota, Glomeromycetes, Diversisporales, Gigasporaceae.